This is a messenger RNA of Sesamum indicum (sesame), 3892 nucleotides long. RefSeq names its product protein argonaute 10. The record is from RefSeq and is a predicted model, not a curated record. Lineage: Eukaryota; Viridiplantae; Streptophyta; Magnoliopsida; Lamiales; Pedaliaceae. Gene Ontology annotation, molecular function: protein binding; RNA binding.
GGCUGCAAGAGGGAGCACUAAAGUGAGUUAUAUAUGUAUGUAUGGGGAUAGAAGAAGAAGUGUAUGUAAUGCUAAGGGAGAAAAAGCAAAAGGGAGGGCCUUCACAUAAGCUUUUACACGUGAUAAAGAAAACAUCAAAAGCAUUUGCAUGCGUGUAUAAAAGAUUCAUUAUCAUCAUCAUCAUCUCUCUCUCUUUUUCCUUCCCUUCUUCUCAACACACACACACACACACAGCAACUCUUUUGCUGAGUUUGAGUCUUUUUUUCUCUCUCAUUAUUUAUGCAAUCUGAAUUCUGAAAACUGAAACCACCACCCCAUAAAGAACCCAUCUUUUAUCCCCACUUUUUCCCAACUCUUUUUCACGUUUGUUGUCGUCUUUUUGAACAGUCUCUCUUUAAGUUGGUGAUUAAAGCCCACUUCCGCCUCAAAGCUUAGAUUCAAAAAAACAAAGAAAAGAUUCCGUCUUUCAUGGUUCAGUGUUCAUUGUUGAGUUCAAAGAUGGAAUCUUUGAGCCCUUUAGUUGUAGUGUAAGCACUCGUGUUUGUGUUGUGAGAUGUCAUUUUCUAUGCAGCAGCGAAAUUUGGGUUGAGAUGUUGAUUUCCCAUGCAUGGAGUCAUUGAUCUUUGAAGGACUAUAACCAAGAAGGACAAGAAACUGUUUUAUCUAGUAGGAAUAUUUGCUGUGAAAAGGUCCCUCUGCUUUCUUACAUAGUAGGUUUGAGUGAUCAAAUUCAGUCUUCAUCAUAAUCAUGCCUAUGAGGCAGAUGAAAGAAAAUUCAGAACAACACUUUGUUAUCAAAUCCCAGUUGCAAAAUCCCAUGAACUCAGCUCAGAAGAACCCAAAGACUGCCCAAAAUGGCAAAGGCCCACCAAAUCAAGAAUCACAGAAUGCCAAAGCUCAAAACCAGUGUUCUCCUCCAUCAAGAAACAGAGGAAGGAGAAGGGGAAGGGGUGGCCGGAAAUCUGACCAAGGCGACGUCUUUAUGCGACCGAGUUCAAGGCCAUGCACUGCCGCAGAUAAGCCUGUUAUGCGAGAAACUUCCCAAGCCAUUGUACCGGCAUUAUCUAAUGGAUCGGUUGGGAAUGGAGGCAGCUUAUGUCAAUCAGAAAUGGGUUUUCCUUCUUCAAGCAAGUCUUUGACUUUUCCAACUAGACCUGGAUUUGGGCAGCUCGGGACAAAAUGUAUUGUGAAGGCCAACCAUUUCUUCGCUGAGUUACCAGACAAGGACUUGAACCAAUAUGAUGUAACUAUUACCCCUGAAGUGUCAUCGAGAGCGGUAAAUAGAGCUAUCAUGGCAGAACUUGUGAAAAUGUAUAAAGAAUCUGACUUGGGGAUGAGAUUGCCUGCCUAUGAUGGCAGAAAGAGUCUGUACACCGCUGGCGAACUUCCUUUUGCUUGGAAGGAGUUCACAAUUAAGCUUAUUGAUGAAGAGGACAAUGUCAAUGGUCCCAAGAGAGAAAGGGAAUAUAAAGUAGUAAUCAAGUUUGUCGCACGGGCGAACUUACAUCAUUUAGGCCAAUUUCUUGCUGGUAAGCGUGCAGAUGGCCCAAAGGAGGCACUUCAAAUUCUGGACAUUGUCCUGCGAGAACUCUCAAUGAAAAGGUUCUGCCCUGUCGGGAGGUCGUUCUUUUCUCCUGAUAUCCGGAGACCACAAAGGCUUGGAGAUGGUUUAGAAGCAUGGUGUGGUUUUUACCAAAGUAUAAGACCUACCCAGAUGGGCCUUUCACUUAACAUUGAUAUGGCAUCAGCUGCAUUUAUCGAGGCUCUUCCAGUGAUUGAAUUUGUCGCCCAACUGUUGGGGAAAGAUGUGUUGUCAAGGCCAUUAUCUGAUUCCGACCGUAUUAAGGUUAAGAAGGCCCUUAGAGGAGUAAAAGUUGAAGUGACUCACAGGGGAGAUGUACGUAGAAAAUAUCGAGUUUCUGGCAUUACAUCCCAACCAACUCGAGAGCUAGUGUUUCCUGUCGACGACAACUCAAUGAAAUCAGUUGUUGAAUACUUUCAAGAAAUGUAUGGUUUCACAAUUCAAUACACUCAUCUUCCUUGCCUUCAAGUAGGUAACCAAAAGAAGGCCAACUAUUUACCAAUGGAGGCCUGUAAAAUUGUUGAGGGGCAACGAUAUACUAAAAGGUUGAGCGAGAAACAAAUUACUGCUCUUCUAAAGGUUACAUGCCAAAGGCCAAGGGAUCGGGAAAAUGAUAUUCUGCAGACUGUUCAACACAAUGCUUAUGAGCAAGAUCCUUAUGCAAAAGAGUUUGGAAUUAGAAUCAGUGAAAAACUGGCUUCUGUUGAGGCAAGAGUUCUCCCUGCUCCCUGGCUGAAAUAUCACGAGACCGGGAAGGAAAAAGAUUGUUUGCCGCAAGUAGGCCAAUGGAAUAUGAUGAACAAGAAAAUGAUCAAUGGCAUGACUGUUAGCCGUUGGGCAUGUAUUAACUUCUCGCGGAGUGUUCAAGAUAGUGUUGCUCGUGGAUUUUGUAAUGAGCUGGCUCAAAUGUGUCAAGUAUCUGGCAUGGAGUUUAAUCCAGAACCAGUGAUACCAAUCUAUGCAGCCAGGCCUGAUCAAGUAGAGAAAGCUUUAAAGCAUGUUUAUCAUGCAUGCAUGAACAAAUUAAAAGGAAAAGAAUUGGAGCUUUUAUUAGCUAUUUUGCCAGACAACAACGGUUCCCUAUAUGGUGAUCUGAAGCGGAUAUGUGAGACCGAUCUUGGUUUGAUAUCCCAGUGCUGUCUUACAAAACAUGUCUUCAAGAUUAACAAGCAAUAUUUGGCCAAUGUAUCCUUAAAAAUAAAUGUUAAGAUGGGUGGCCGGAACACUGUUCUCUUGGAUGCUAUAAGCUGCAGAAUCCCAUUGGUCAGUGACAUACCGACAAUUAUCUUUGGAGCUGACGUAACGCAUCCUGAGAAUGGAGAGGAGUCCAGUCCAUCAAUUGCAGCUGUUGUAGCAUCUCAAGACUGGCCAGAGGUCACAAAAUAUGCAGGAUUGGUUUGCGCUCAAGCUCAUAGACAGGAAUUGAUACAAGAUUUGUACAAAACCUGGCAUGAUCCUGUUCGUGGUACAGUGAGUGGCGGCAUGAUCAGGGAUCUUUUGGUCUCUUUUAGGAAAGCAACUGGACAGAAGCCACAGAGGAUAAUAUUUUAUAGGGACGGUGUGAGUGAAGGCCAGUUUUACCAAGUGCUGUUGUUUGAGUUGGAUGCUAUUCGGAAGGCCUGUGCUUCGUUGGAGCCAAACUACCAACCACCUGUGACAUUUAUCGUAGUUCAAAAACGACAUCAUACCAGACUUUUCGCUAACAAUCACAGGGACAAGAGCAGCACCGACAAGAGUGGAAACAUCUUACCAGGCACAGUGGUUGAUUCUAAAAUCUGUCAUCCAACAGAAUUCGACUUUUAUCUCUGCAGCCAUGCUGGAAUUCAGGGAACUAGUCGGCCUGCUCAUUACCAUGUACUCUGGGACGAGAACAAUUUCACUGCAGAUGGGAUUCAGUCAUUGACGAACAAUCUCUGUUACACAUACGCAAGGUGCACACGUUCUGUCUCAGUGGUUCCUCCAGCUUACUACGCACAUUUGGCUGCAUUCCGGGCUAGAUUCUAUAUGGAACCUGAUGGGCAGGAGGGUGGCUGUGCCGGUGGUCAAGGUGGCGGCAAGGGCACACGAGUAGCUGGAGAAUCAGGUGUGCGUCCUUUGCCAGCCCUCAAAGAAAAUGUAAAAAGAGUAAUGUUUUAUUGUUGAAAGGCCGCGUAGCCGGAACAACGACUAGCUAGCUAGGGUUAGUGGUAGGGUUUGUUGCUGCAUGGCAGAGCCUUUUCUUUGUAUAUGUUUGAUGAUGAUAAAAUGCAGCUUCGCAUGGUUUUGAACUUUGAUGAAUGAUGUAAAAAUGGCUAGCAUUAGUUUCUUUAA